Molecule: messenger RNA, 774 nt
Organism: Talaromyces marneffei
Lineage: Eukaryota; Fungi; Ascomycota; Eurotiomycetes; Eurotiales; Trichocomaceae
Exons: 2
Coding region: 1-774 (257 amino acids)
Source: RefSeq, a predicted model, not a curated record
AUGAGCGACGGAGGGAAUAAUUAUGAGAUCUUUAGAGAAUGUGUCUCAGGCGCGAUAGUGCAGAAGUCUCAAGGGACGCGCAAGAAACGAAAGCUAAAGGGGAAGAAGCGAGGAGAUACGACUGCGAAGGACAGUAACGAUGAAGGGAGCUCUUUUGGUUUAGAGAAACAAGAUCCAGAGGAGCUGGCUGAUUUCAUUGAUUUCAUUGCCUCUGAGGUCUUUCAUGCAUUGCCUCAGACUCUACAGACUCUCUCAUAUUCAAAAAUCCAAAAUGAUGACUCGCUAGCAAAACAAUAUGGCAAUGGCACAGAACUCAGUGAUGCCGACAUGGAGACCCUAACAGCACCCAUCCCAGUCUCUGUAUCAGAAUCGCUCUCCGUCUACGGCAUCCUUCCAGAAUCGAUGGACAUAACGGCAGCUUUUCUCCGCCCAGUCCUCACAGACUACAUAACAUCCGUAACCGCAGCACCCCCGGCAUGGGCCACAACUAAAACAGAAGCCUGUGAGAUCUGCGAGCGGGAUUGGAUUCCUCUAUCGUAUCAUCAUCUCAUCCCUCGCGAAGUCCACGCCAAAGCGCUCAAGCGUGGUUGGCACGAGGAGUUUAUGCUGAAUAGUGUUGCAUGGUUGUGCCGCGCUUGUCAUAGCUUUGUCCAUAAGAUGGCAACCAACGAAGAGUUGGCGCGCGAGUAUUAUACUAUUGAUCGAAUCACGGAGAGGUAUGAUGUGCAGGAUUGGGCGAAGUGGGUUGGACGAGUCCGUUGGAAGGCUCGAUAG